AUGAGAGCAACCACUCUUUUCUUGGGCCUGGGCCUUUUGGUCCUCUGCCUUUCGAGCUACAUCCAAGCGGUAGAUGAGCCCACCGAUGGCAGCACCACCCCCACUGACGGCAGCACCACCCCCACACUGAUGGCAGCACCACCCCCACUGAUGGUAGCACCACCCCCACUGAUGGCAGCACCACCCCCACUGAUGGCAGCACCACCCCCACUGACGGAAGCACCACCCCCACUGAUGGAAGCACCACCCCAACUGAUGGAAGCACCACCCCAACUGAUGGCAGCACCACCCCCACUGAUGGCAGCACCUCUCCCUCAACAGGUGGUAGCACAAGUCCUUCAGCAGCAACAACAAGAACAGCCGCAAGAAGAGGCGCCAGCGGGCACAACAGCGUCGUCGUCGCCGUCAGCGAGCCCAGCGCAGAAAGAACCGCCGGAACAGCAGGAGGAACAAUAA
Messenger RNA from Drosophila rhopaloa, 456 nucleotides. RefSeq names its product classical arabinogalactan protein 9. The transcript is spliced from 2 exons. Bases 1 to 456 code for a protein of 151 amino acids. NCBI's taxonomy places the organism in Eukaryota, Metazoa, Arthropoda, Insecta, Diptera, Drosophilidae. The record is from RefSeq and is a predicted model, not a curated record.